Molecule: messenger RNA, 3481 nt
Organism: Tachysurus vachellii
Lineage: Eukaryota; Metazoa; Chordata; Actinopteri; Siluriformes; Bagridae
Gene: dlc
Product: deltaC
Exons: 9
Coding region: 236-2230 (664 amino acids)
Biological process (GO): Notch signaling pathway; establishment or maintenance of epithelial cell apical/basal polarity; multicellular organism development
Cellular component (GO): plasma membrane; protein-containing complex
Molecular function (GO): calcium ion binding
Source: RefSeq, a predicted model, not a curated record
UCCAAAGAGCACGAAUUGUGGAGCUCAUAGGUUAGUUUAGUGAUCGUAAGUUCCAGGUCACGAUACGCGUAUUUAGCAGGUUAUUUGUACACUUAACAUCACUCUCUCGGUUUCCAAUUAAGCUUUUUUCCUUUCUUUUUUUCCAUUUAUCGUUUUUUUUGGUUACUUGUAAAAACAGACAUCAGACACUUGUAUCGGAUACCUGCUCUGGUCCUGUCUGCUGUUUUGGCAGACCAUGAGGAAAAUGGCUCAUUUUUUAUCAACGUGCAUACUUAUUUUGAUAGCGUCUCACCUGGUCGACUCGUCCGGUGUGUUUGAGCUGAAAGUGCACUCGUUUACCAGCCCUGGAGGUGUAUGUAAGAACUCGCAGAACUGUCUCAUCUUUUUCCGUGUGUGUCUCAAACACUCUCAAGAUGUGAUGUCGGCUGAUCCUCGGUGCGCCUACGGUUCCGGACGCACAGCCAACCUUAGCGCAGAUCCGAGCGCCAUCUCCAACAGCGCACCUAUUAAAGUAAACUUCACUUUCAAAUGGCCGGCAAGGUUUUCCGUGAUGAUUGAAGCUUGGCAUGCAGACUCCUCAUCAGAAGAUCAAAGCAACCCGAUCAGCUUCCUAGCCACUAAAGGGGGUGUAACAACUGGGGAGAACUCUGUGCAGGACGAGCGGUUCGGGGAGAAGAGUGAACUGCGUUACUCUUACCAUGUAAUGUGCGACGAGUUUUACUACGGAGAAAGCUGCUCGGAUUACUGCCGCCCGCGCAACGACACCUUCGGCCACUACACCUGUGACUCGACCGGACAGAGGAUCUGUUUACCUGGCUGGAAAGGCGAAUACUGCACCGAUCCCAUCUGCUCGCCUGGCUGCAGUGAGAAGAACGGUGAUUGUAAGACCCCUGGAGAGUGCAAGUGUCGCCUCGGGUGGCAGGGCCCCCUAUGCAACGAGUGCCAGCAGCACCCUGGGUGUGUGCAUGGAACCUGUGACCAGCCGUUUCAGUGCAACUGCAAGGAAGGCUGGGGCGGCCUGUACUGUAACGAAGACCUUAACUUCUGCACCAAUCAUAAACCUUGCAAGAAUGAUGCCACAUGCACAAACACUGGCCAGGGGAGCUACACCUGCACCUGCAAGCCUGGCUUCAGUGGUACCAACUGUGAGAUCGAGACCAAUGAGUGCAACAGCAAUCCAUGCAAGAAUGGCGGCAGCUGUAACGAUUUGGUGAACGACUACUCGUGCACAUGCCCCCAGGGUUUCUAUGGAAAGAAUUGUGAGGUUAGCGCUAUGACCUGCGCAGACGGACCAUGCUUCAACAGCGGAACAUGUGUGGAGACAGAAACUGGAAGUUACUCCUGUCGCUGCCCUCCUGGAUACAUGGGCUCCAACUGUGAGAAGAAAAUUGACCGCUGUAGCAGUGACCCCUGUGCCAACGGAGGCCAGUGUCUAGACCUGGGUCACAGAGUUGUGUGCCAAUGUCGCCCCGGCUUCAAAGGACUGCGUUGUGAGAUAAACAUUGACGAGUGCGCCCGUAACCCGUGUCGCAAUGCGGGCACCUGUGUGGAUGGCAUUAAUGACUACACAUGCAGGUGCACGUUGGGCUUCACAGGCAAGGAUUGCAACAUACGUGCUGAUGCAUGCAGCUUUCUCCCCUGCAAAAAUGGCGGCACAUGCUACACUCACUUCAGUGGGCCUGUGUGCCAGUGCCCUCCAGGAUUCAUGGGUUUGCGCUGCGAGUACGACCAGCUACCCACAAAUCCUCCUGCUGUAUCUAGUUUCCCCAUAGCCCUGGCCAUCUCCUUUACUCUGGGCCUCAUCACCUUGACGCUGGUGCUGUGUGCUACCAUCAUCCUCCUCAAGCAGAUGAGACGUGGCAACAGAUCUAUGUUUUCUGCAGUGCGCAAUGAUCUGGACACCAUCAACAAUCGCAACUCAGUGAUCUCUAACACUCAGUCCAGCUACAAAGAGAAAGAAGCUUUACUCAUCCCUGGUGGCCUGUUCAAGGUGUCCAACAAGGAUGCGGAGCUUAGCUCUGGCAUCAUGGAUACACUUUGUAAAGAUAACAACAAGCAAAAGAUGUUGGAAUAUAAUCUUGCCAAAGAUGAGAAAAAUACAAAAGAUAAACUAGACCUGAAAAACUCAGAGUCUUCUAUAUUAGUUCCUCCUUUGAGCUUCCCUAAAGGUGAUUUGUAUCAUCCUGUAUACAUCAUUCCUGAGCCACGUGUUUUUGCUACUGAGGUUUAACAGUAUUGUAUAAACUGGAGCACCUCAAUCAACAUCAGGCCUCGUCUGAACAUGUUUACAAGCGUUUAAAGACCAGUUGAAGAGACUAUAUAUAUAUUACAUUGACAUAUUUAAUAUUUAUUGCUGCUGCUCAUAUGAGAGGACUACUUUUUGUUUUGGAUGAUGUUGCGCUGGCAACAGAAGAGAAGAGCUUUAAGAGGGGUGAAAUUGCAUAAUUUGCACUACAAUUUAUAUAUAGGUAUAUAUACAUAUAUAUAUAUUGAACUUUUAAAAAGAAAAGCAAACUUUGCAGAACAAAGGAAAUGGAUGGAAAUUAAUCAAAGGAUCCUUAAUCACAAAAAAGGCAGGACCUUUUCUCUCCAUAUGCCUUACUAUGGAAAACAAAAAAACUAAAUGGUGCGUCUUAAUCAAGAAGAGACACUUUAUACCAAAUGAGGCCUUGCAUUCAGUCAGUCAAACCUUAAGAGGCAAUGUAAAUGUAGUGGAACAAUUCAAGAGGCUGACCAUGGAAUAUGAUGUGGAACAAGCAAAAUGAGGAUCUGCCUGAGGACUUGUAAUCAAACCCAAGACAGCUGCUACAGGCAGGGUGAACACUGAACACUGUUCCUGGGAAGUGAUCUAAAAUAUUGUGUAAUCAGGAUCUGUUACACAACAUCUAAUGUCUUUAAUGGCCUUGACUAUCAGAGAAAGCAAAGUCAAUCCAAAUAAGUACCUAAUCUUAAAUGCUGUGCCUGAAUGAAGAGGUACUUCUUAGAAACCCUGACUUAUAUUUGUAACAGAACUUGUCAAAGGAGAUCUAGACAUAUAUUUGAGGUAUGCAGAAUAGUAAUAUUUGUAUAGCAGGGUUUGGUGGAUAAAAUUUUUAAUUUUUUUUUUUAAAUGUACAGCUUGCAUCUCGCCGCUGUCCACAAUCAGUAAGCUAUUUACUACAUUCCCAUGACUUAAAAGAAGCAUUUUGUUUAGGCAAAUAGAUUCAUAGUUGUUAAGAUGUCCUGGUUUGUUGAUGUUCUGCAUCGGGGUCUUUAAAAAGACUCCACUAAAGAGGCUUUUUUUAAAAAAUAUAUAUUUUUUCACUUUAUACCAAAUAGACAACUUGUUAUAUGUUAUAUUCAUAUCCUUCUUAAUUUAACAAUGCAGUGUUGUACAGAACCUUGAGAUGUUCUUACUAUUUAAUUUGUAAAUAAUUUGUAUUUAUGAACAGAAUUGUAUAUAUGUCAAUGUUAUAAACCUAUUAUCACAAAGUCAGAAAUA